Messenger RNA from Aspergillus campestris IBT 28561, 813 nucleotides. Its product is annotated as lytic polysaccharide monooxygenase. The transcript has a single exon. The record is from RefSeq and is a predicted model, not a curated record. Lineage: Eukaryota; Fungi; Ascomycota; Eurotiomycetes; Eurotiales; Aspergillaceae. Bases 1 to 813 code for a protein of 270 amino acids.
AUGAAGCACACCAUCUCCCUUCUCGCCCUUAUCGGGCUGGCCCACGGCCACGGCUUCGUCACGAGCCCCAAGCCCCGGAUGCCUGGCACUGCCAUGCAGGCCGCCUGCGGCCAGCAGGUCGUGACCAACCAGAAGUCCGACAACUACGGCAACGUGCAGGGCGAGCUUCAGGUCACCAGCGGACAGGACGACUUCAGCGCCGAGGAUUGCAACAUCUUCCUCUGCAAGGGCUACAAGUUUGAGGACAACAAGGACAACGUCUACUCGUACAGCGCGGGACAGAAGAUCGACUUCAAGGUCGAUAUCCGCGCGCCCCACACUGGAGUGGCCAACGUCUCCGUCGUCGACACAGCCUCCAACUCCGUCAUCGGCGAGGCCCUCAAGUCGUGGGAGAAGUACGCUUCCACGGAGACCGGCGUGGCCGACAGCGACGAGGAGUUCAGCGUCACCCUCCCCGAUAACCUGAGCCAGUGCUCCGAGGCGGGCGCCUGCGUGCUGCAGUGGUACUGGUUCGCCGAGUCGAUCGACCAGACCUACGAGUCGUGUGUUGACUUCACGGUCGACGGAGCGGGUUCUGGCACCGGCCCCUCCGACCCCAGCCCGACCACCAGCAGCGUUCCCACGACGACUGCUGCCCCAACUCAAUCCGCGCCGCCGCCGCCUCCCAUCCCAACCACACUCUCUACCAUCAGCAAGCCCGCGCCUACUGGACUCCCGCAGAUUAACCCCGGUAUGCCCGCGGAUGCAACUGCCGAGGAGAAGUUGGAGUGGGUCGGCGGUGUGCUCAAGUCGCUGCUCGGAUACUUCCGGUAA